GAAUGAAUCCUGGUUAUCAUUGCAAAUAGCUUGGCAGGACACUGACAAAAUGGCCACCAUCCGGCGGACUGACAUAAUACAAAAGAAAUUUUCUAAAGGUAGGCCUGCAAAAUCAGAACGUGAGCGAACAAACCGACGUCAAGAAGCUUACAAGUGGCGAGAUGCACGUCGUAUAUAUCUAGCAAGCUCUUUUGAUCGUUGGAGGAAACUUCGGUCCACUUUAAAGUUGAAAGACUCCAGCCUGGCAUGGCAUUUGAUGGAGGCUCACGAAAAAGGCCCGUGUUCCCUUUGCCGGUAAAUAAUACAAAUCUCGUUUUUAGAAUAUUCUUGUUUGGCAUAUACUAUAAUUAAUUUAUUAAAAUUGUUAAACUAGAGUAUGGAAAUUUUAUUUACACCUUUAAGUAGUUUAAAAUAGAUGGUUGACGUGUCAAUCCGAACAAUAAUUGACGCCAAGUCGGCAGAUGUUUGACCUAUUUCGUUUAUUUUGUCAUGUGUCAUGCUAUAAAUAGCAUGUCUGGGGCGAAUAGUUUAUUUAUAGUCAUAGUAUAGUAGGUUCAGUGAUAAAAUAGUUUUAUAAUAUAUAUUAAUGUUAUCUUAUUAUCUGUUGAAAUUUAAUUUUAACAUUUAAAAUUAUCAAAAUUAUAUGUUUGAAAAAUAAAAUAAUAUCUUAAGUCUUAAGAAUUUUAAGUCAUAUUCAUAGGUACUUGAACUUGAAUACAAAAUUUUAAAAAAUUGAAAUAAUUUUUUUAAUAACACAGUUAGAGCAAAUUUUAAAUCCAAAAAAUGAAACCAGAAUCAACUUUUUAGCUUAAGUCUUAAGUACUUUUUGAGCUAUGAAUUUUUAAAGUGUGAGUUUGUUUGGUAUUUUUUUACUAUGGACGAAACCUCAACAUCUUUUGACCUCAUUCCGCUGAUCGCGUCAUGCGCAAUGACUAUAUACUUUAUAUAAGGCAACGCAUCGCCUUAUCACUAAAAUACUGUUUAGGGUCGACUUAGUUUAAACUUUCAACUUUGGCACAUGAAUAAUUAAUUAAAGCUUUCCCUGACCAAUGGUAUAGUAGUUUUUGCACACAGCAAACUCUUAUGAAUGAAACUCUGAGGUAGUACUACGAUACAGCCAUUAUGCAAGUGGCUGUGAAUGGUUGCCAAUGACAACGUGUUGCACACCGUAAAUUCUUAUCAUUUAUAAUAUGGACUCUACCGGGUUGUUAAAGCUCAAAUUAAAACAUUCCAGUUUAAAUGUCUUCAAAAUGCAUUCUGAAACACAAGUUAUCAGAUAUUUUGAUGUAAAAAGUGGUAAUAAAUUAAUAUUUCCUAAGUAUUGGCAACUUCCGCCAUUAAAAAGGGGGCGUGGCCCACCCCAUGGCGAAAUUAGGUUGAGCGAACUGCAUGACCUGCAGGGAACGCGUAGAAACAUGGCGUCUAUCAUAAGACACGUAUCGCUGUGAAAAUUGGCAUACAUGUAGAUCGAUACAUUCCGCAGAUGCAAAAAAAAUUUGGUGGUGACAAAUCUUUUACUUCAACCUAAUUUUAAUGAUGAAAGGUGCCUUAUAUUUACCAAGGAUUUUCUCAAAGCUGACUGUUUGUAAAUGAAAAAGAAAUUGAUUAAAAUGUAGGCCAAGAUGUCUACCUAAUUAUAAGGCCGAAAACGGAACUCAAAUAUAUAUCGAAAGUACUAAUUUAAUAAUAAAUAGACACACACAUGGGAAAAUUUAAAACUCUGAUCUUUCGUCGCCGAUUUCUAUUUCCGAUACACAAAAAGUAGUAGUCUCCCUUGUUUCAUCGAAGUAUCUAAUAUUCAUCUAAGUAAGGUAGGCACUUCGGUAAAAAAGCAAAGUAAAGGCAGGAGAUAGACCAGAAAGUAAAUUUGUGCAAAAUUAGAAAAUGAGAAAAUAAAAACUUUCAUUAAGUAAAAAUAAAGAUGAAAAAUAAAGUCUUUUGAAAUACAGAGCUAUAGAAUAGACUCAAGUUGACCCAAGGGGAACCUCCAUGAUAUCUAUAGUCUAUACUGUCAAACACAUCGCAGGCUUUAUCGCUAACCCAAAAUCAUCUGCCCCUUUGAAAUAUCACACUGACAUACUGAAGUUUCAAAAAAAGGUUUAGGUUUUCUAAUUUUACAUAGGAAGCUGUACCUGCUCUCAUGUCUAUCAUAAAAAAGUUUUAAUUUUUUUCAAACUAUCUGAAUAUCUGAAGCCUUUUAAUUUAAUGAUAGGUAUUAACAAAUAGCCUUAGUUUGGUACUUUGACUGAAAUUUUAAAUAUUGACUGAAAUUUUAAAUAUAGGCUGAUUGCCUUAAAAUAAUAAAAGAUCUAUUAUGGUGAAAGUCUAGUUAGCAUGGGUUUGCCAAGAGUUUUCUCACCCUAAGUGCAGUGACUUCACUUUGGGCAAUUCCAACACUGGUCUUGGGGGGACAGUAUAAACAAUUGCACUUGAAUGGUGUGUAUGAUAACUUACCCGUUCAUCAAUGAGCAUUAUUUGCGCCAUAUAUUAAAUCAAACCAUCGAUACAGUUAAUAUAAGGUAUAGUAAAUUAAAAGUUUCCAUUUGUUUUUAUUAAAAUUCAACUUAAAAAGGUUUAAAAGAAAUUUAAAAAGAAACUCAUCCUUACUGAUACUGUAAGAUAAACAUUGGAAACAAGACACUAGCAUUGUUAAAAGUGCUGUCUUUUAAUAGGUUGAAAUUCCUAUUCAUAUGCAAUUUCUCAUGGAAUUUAAACAUAAAUUUCCCCCACUUUUAAUACAAAAAUAAAAAACUAAAUGCUGGAGAGGGGAGACCCCUCCCCCAACUUUCAAGGCAAAAAUAAAAAAACAAAAUAAAUCCAGAGCUAAAAUUCUAAAUCAUUUAAUUACGGAACUGUGGCCUGUGUUUGAUCCGGAGAAACUCCAUGACCUAUGUACUGUGGAAGAUAUAGCAGGCCCUGUGGCUAACUGCAUUUUAGCUGAAAUAUCAUUUCAAAGGGCUGGCUAUAAGCUUUCCAAAAAAAAAAACAAAAAAACACCAAGUUUAUUUUUCUAUCUUUUAUAGAAGUUGAGUUAUGAUUUAAGAAAAAACAAUUAAGCCCUGUAUAUAACUUUUGUAUUUAAAUGGGAAAACUUGUGACCAAGUUUAAUAAUUUCUGCUCUGUUUUGACCCACAACCUUUAUAUUUUAAAAGAUAAUUGUACCAAUUUUUAGUUUAGGAGACAUUCUUUUUAAUGAAUGUGUGAAACGGCAAUAUUUUAAAAGAUUUACAUGAAAUUGUGUUCAUAUUUAAUUUAAUUCUAUUUACAGACAAGCCAAUGCUGAAAAUGCUUUAUACAAGCGAAAUAAACUUCUGAAAAAUGACCAAAAAGAAUUUCUUCCGUCCUUAAUAGCUUCAGUCAGGCAGUUAUGUCAUGCACACUUUGAUUUUGAAGACACUAUUGAAAUUGUUGGACUUUUAUGUUUAGAAUUUGACAAGCUGAAAAAAGAAAAGUUUAGUCUCAAUGAGUUAAUUAAGUCUGGAUUGAAACCUGCUCUUCCCAGUUACAUAUCUAAGAGUCUGCAUGAAAAUUCUAGUCUUUCAAACCCAGGGAACAAGUGUAUUCUGCCAGGGUCAAAUAUCCAAUGCCAUGAAAUUGUGAAUGAAAAUAUCAAAAGUUUUCAAAUACCAGAGACAAUAGAAUCAUGUUCAAAAAACACAUCUAAUUUUGAUGCUGAAUCAGAAGGAUCUAAUAUGAAUCAAUGUGAUGAUGUGAUAAAAAAAGUUAACCGCAUCAGCAACCCUGAUACCUUCAUGACUCUAUCAAUCUUAGAUGAUCCAGUGCAUAAAACUUCAGAUUUAAAAAACGGAAUACCUUUUUCCAAAGAUUCACUAGUUGAUGAAAUAGACAUAACUGAUCAAAAUGUAAAUAUACCUUUUGAUCAAAAGGCCAUUUGUAAGACUUCAACUACUGAAGAUUCUAACGACAGUAUUAAAUUGAAAGACAACAAUCUUUCAAAGCAAAUGAAUUUUAGUUCAUGCUCAGAUACGGAUCCAUCUCUAGAAAUUGACAUAGAAAAAACUGACACUUCUCAGGAACCAGACUCUUUAUAUCUGUCAUCAGAACCAAUUUUAAAUGAAUCUACUGGUGGCAAGAACCAUGUAAUGAGAGAGGAAUCUGAAAUUAUAGAAAAAGUUAUGCAGGGCAAAGAUAUCAUAAGCUCUCAAUCUGAAAUGAGAGCUACGGUUAUGCAGGACGAAAAUAUCUUAAGCUCUCAGGGUCAGAGAGAAACCAAACACAUGUGCAAUAGUCUUGAUUUAGCACAUGAAACAGUAGUAGAAGAGCAGAGUUCUUUGGUUAAGGAUGUUUCCAAUCAUCAAACAGGAGAAUUACCCCUGGAUAUGUCUGUCUUAAAAUCCACUGUCAAACAAGAGCCUUGCCAUGAUGAAAUGUAUUAUCAAAGGUAUUUUAUUGUUCUCAUUUUUAGUAACAUAAGUAUUUUGACCAUAAUUUUUAGCAUACACAGUUUUUCUCUUCUUUUUGUUUUAUUGUUGGAGUUUCAAAAUUUAUUUCAUUUUAACUUAUCCUUUCACUUAAAUUUCUUUCUGAAGUCACACGCAAUAACAUGUAGAUGUGAUAAAUUUCAUUAAGAACUUUGACAACAUUUAUACUAAUAUUACUAAUAAGCUGUGUUUAAAAAAAAAAAAAUUAAGUAUCUUUGACAACCCAAAUCCUAAAAAUCAAUUUAGGGCAUAUAUUGAUUGGUCAUAUUGCCAGUUAGCUACGAUUGUGACAUGUGCUGAGUGACAUUAACUAGCAAUGAAAAGCAGAUAUAAUGGUGUAUCAUGCACAGCUGUGCCCCUUGGGUAAGUUGUAUAGAUACAUAGAAAUUUUGUUCUUAAACUUAUUCUCUUUUUAUAUCCUUGAAAAAAAUGUCUCUGUAAAUAUUUCAGCUUUCAGGAGGGUCAAAGUGAUAUCUUGUAUGACAGAGGAGGUGCAGAAAGCCAAUUUAAUUUAGCACAACAAACUCCCUCUCAUAGUAAAAGAAAGGUAAGUUACUAUUACUAAUUAUACCAAAUAAAAUAAUUGUUUGAUUCAUGUGUGCUUUUAUAAAAAAUUACACUAAUUAUUGCUUUAUACUUAACCCAUUCAAUACGUCACAUUUUUUUAAGGGAACGCAGUAAAAUUUUGGGACAAAAAUUCUAUUUGACCUGAUGAUUUUAAACUGAAAAGCUCUGUUUUGUUAUUUAUCAAAAUUAUAUCAUGCUGCAUAUCCAAAUGUAGGUAAUUGAAAAAGGAAUAUGUUUCUAGUAUAAAAAAGUGAUAAAGAAAUACCCAAAGAAAAUUUUUGGGGGUAUUAUUGCAGGUUUAUGUAAAAAAUUAUUUAAAAUUAAUUUGGUUUUGCUUUACUCACCAGCUCAGAAAUCAGAUAACAAUAAUCCAAUCAAGUUCAUAUUUUUUUUAAAAUGAGUCUUGUGAUACAUCCAAAACAACUGGAAAGUUUCAUUGCAGUAGCUCCAGAAAUUGUAAAGUUAUGAAUUUCUUUCCCAAGACACGUGUUAAAAUUUUUUUUUCAAAAAUUCAACAAUAAAAAUAGUUAUACUCAAAUAUUUACACAUAUUUCACAUAUUUACUAAAUAUAUACACAAAUGAAGUUAUUAUUUUAAAUGAAAGGCCUUGAAGCAUCCUUUAGGAUGGAGAUGGGGUUUGGAUUCACACCCAGUACAAUAGAAAUGUGUGCGUACUCGCUUUAUUGCAGUUGAGCAAUAUGCACAAGAUCGGUCCCUUUCAUGAUAAUCAACAAUGUGCUGAGCAUCAUUAGACUAUCACUAUCACUAUCACUGUUGUCAGAUUUAUCUUCAUUUGAACUUGAAUCGUCUAAGCAAAUCAAUUUACUUGCCUCAUCGGCAGUCAUAGAUCGAAAUCCUUGUCGAUUAGAACUAGCACUGUUAUUCGAUGCAGCCAUUUCAAUCAGCUGUGUUUUGUUUACAAAUUUUUAAGUGGAAAAAACGAGCACAAAAUACACUAAACGUGGGUUAUUCGGUUUAAAAUUCAACACAAAGGAAGUGGAACUCUUCUGAAUAAAAAAUUGAUAAGCUAUAUUAUAAAAUAGUUGAAUGGAAAAGUUGGAAUACUAAUAAAAUGAAACAAACCAGUGGUGACGCAGAGAGUGGCUAAACGUACUCUGCCGAAAUCGCGGUGACGCACACUGCGGCGAAACGUAUUAAAUGGGUUAAAUUGAAGUUGAAGCUUAUUAGAGAACAUUGAUUAUAGGGUUAACAUAUAUUUUAAAUUUAUAAAAAAUCAUAGCUCAAGAAUGUUUGAAAAUGUGUUGUUUUUGUUUUGCCUAUUAUGAGUUUCUUAACAAAAGUAAAAUUUAGAUCUAGACAGACGAUUUCUAUCAGGGCCAAACAAAAGCAUUUCAAGUGCUUUCAAUACUUAUCUCAAAUCAAUCUUACUUUUUUUUCUGUAUCAAAACCAGGGGUCACCUACUUAAAAAGGAAACAAUGUAAAAUAUAAGUAUUGUCUUAAAAUAUUGUUUGAGAAAACAGAUUAAUUAAUUUAUUUGAAUAUUUUGAUAAAAUUACAGGUGACAGAAACAAGUCACAUGGCAUCACGAAGAAGCCCUCUUUGGUCUGAGAGUCCUCAUAGUAAGUCAGGAAAGUUUAAGGAAGAUAUUCAUGCAAGCAUACCUUGGCAGCGGAGGGACAUGUCACGUAAGGAGGAAUAUGAAUUUCUUGAGUUUCACCCUUUCUCUGAUCUGGCAGAAUUCAGCCAACAUUACCCUCAUGUUCAUCAGCGUACUUAUUAUAGAUGGAAGCGUCGUAUAAAAGAAGAAUAUAUAAUCCUGGAACAAUGUCCUGAUAUGAGCUUUCAAGAGUUCAGCAGUGUUGUCCUUCAAGCCAAAGAAUCAGUUUAUCGUUUAUGGAAAUCUCUUAUAGCUCAGGGGAAGGGAUUUUUUGCACCCUCAGACUCGUCAAAACGGUUAGAGGCAAAAUGUUCGCUUAAACCUAAUAUGCAUAAUAAUGAAUAUAUUUUUUUGCAGAAAAACCUGUCUGUAAACUAUGAACAGUUCUGUCAGCAAUAUCCUGGAGUGCCAGUAGAUGUUUUUAAUGUGCUUAAGAGAAAAGUUAUGCAAGAGUUUUGGUUAUAUUAUCAAAACCAGCACAUGAGCUUUAAUGAUUUUUCAAAACUUGUAAAUAUUUCUGAAGAUGUUUUUAUAGCAUGGAGAGAUUAUGUUGAAAAUUUGAAAUCCAGCUCCAUAUCCCAAAGUUUGAAAACUGGUUCUAGAAGCAUGUCUCCAAAUCAGUCUGGGUCUGUAUCAUCAUUUCAGUCCAUGGGCAGUCCCAAGUCCUCUGCAUCUAAUUUACAUACUCAGCUCUCUAAAGAAUCUUUUUUUGGUAUGAUGAAUGGAAAUUCAAGUUUUAAUGAGACCAUGGCUUCCCUUCAUGCAGGUGGUUUAAAUCCAACUUUGAAUGAGUCUGUUGCAAGAAAUCUGUCUGCCAGCUAUUUAGCUUCACUGCAAAAUAUGAUGUUUCCAUGGCCAAGCUAUUAUGGAAUGGCUUCUCCCUUGGGACAACAAAUAUUGCCCAUGAUGCUCUGGCCACAGAUGAUGGGCUUGGCAGGAAGUAUUUCGAACCCACUUGGUCUUUCAGGGCCUCAUGGUGGAAACACAAGUAGUAGUGCUGUAACAAGUACGAGUGAAUCUUCUUCAGGAAAUGUCCAGGGCAACUCAGAAACUCCCACUUCAGAUUCACCCGAGGAGCUCAACUGUAAAUACCAAGGUACAAAAAGAGUGGCUGUGGAUGAAACUGAUAAUUUAACAAAGGCAGAUUCCUCUAGAAAUGAUAAAAAGGCUAAAUUUUCACACGAGAAGGAUGACCAAGAGUUUUGGAGUUCUGUCAAUAGAUCCAGGAAACAAAAUAAACAAGAAUAUGUUUACUAUCUGAAAAACCCUGAGCUUGGUUUCAAAGAACUUGAAUCUUUAUUUCCAACUAUAUCCCUGAGAACAUUUUAUAGAUGGCGCAAGGAAAUGAAUGCUGCAGUAAUGCUACUGGAAGACAACAGGGAUAUGACUUUCCAUCAGUUUCAAAUGGUUUUUCCUGAUAUUCCUGAGGAGGUUUUUGAUUUAUGGAAAGAAAAGUCCUUAAAUGGCAAACCUUCUGAAGAUGAAAAGUUAUCUUUAGGUAAAGAAAUAAUUGGUUCAAAUGAUGGUUUAGUGCAUAUGGACUCAAAAUGCUCAUCACAGUUAUUGACAGAAAAUGCAAAUGAAAUUACAGAUGAAGAAAAUGUUAGCAGUCACAACUCUGUAAAGUCUCAUGUGGGCUGCAUUGGAGAAGAGACUAUACAUCAUAGAAAAUAUAACAAAGAAGAGUACUUGUUUGUGCAGAAAAACCCAAGCAUAGAUUUUGCUUCUUUUUCCAAAUUGUAUCCCAACACCUCAGUGAGAAGUUUUUACAGGUGGAAAAAGGAAUUGAAAGAUACUGUUGAUUAUUUGAAAGCCAAUCCCUCUAUCAGUUUUGAGGCAUUCAAAACCGUUGACUCCAGUGCCACUGAGGAAGUUUUUAAUUUUUGGAAGAUGUUUGCACAUAAUGAAGGUCUUAUAGAAGACCCAGAAAACAAUGAAACAUUGGAGGAAAAAGAAUCAAGAGCUCUGGGUUAUUAUAAUAGGAAAGCGAAUGGUCCUGAAUAUGGUUUUUUGCAAUUAAAUCCUUACAUUGAGUUUUCUCAGUUUUCUCGCACAUAUCCGGAUGUACCAAAACGAACUUUCUUUCGCUGGAAGCGUGAAAUUCAACAGAUUCUUAAUUAUGUGCGAGCCCAACCAACUAUUGAAUUUUCUGAUAUUGCAUCAAUAUUACCAGAAGUUUCUCAAGAAGUAUUUUUUAAAUGGAAACAGAUGGUAUCAAGAGAAACGAAUAAACCUGAUUUUAAAAAAUUUGAUAAUGAUAUAAACUUUAGUAGACAUGAAGAGAUUCCUUGCAAACCUGAAAUAGAUAAGCACACUAAGAGUGAGAUGACCAAAGCUUUACUCUAUCUAAUGCACAAUCCAACAGUUAGUUUCAGACAGUUCAAUGAUCUGUUUGAAUUUGUCUCACCUAUUACAUUUGCAUUGUGGCUUAAGAGAAUUAAAACAGUUGUAGUUCAUAUUGCGGCUAAUCCAAGUAUAGAUUAUACUGCUUUUAAAGUGAAUAUAAAAGAUGUUACAGAGGAUAUUUUUAACAUUUGGAAAAAUUUAAGCUCAGAUGAUGUCAUUGCAAUAGACAUUGCUUGUGAAGAAGCUACAAAAAUUGAUAAUAAUAAAGUACACUGUUUGGAUGACCACAAAGAUAUACCUCCUGAUGAAAACCAUUUGCAGGCAGGAUAUGAAUAUUGCCAGAAAAAUCCAACUGUAACUGUGGUGGAAUUUCUUUCAGUAUUUCCAAGUUUAUCUGAAAAAUUAUUUCAUAAUUGGAAGGUGCAAAUAAAAGAAGAAAUCCAGUUCUUGAGGCACAAUCCGAAUAUUUCAUUCGAGGAAUUUUCAAAACUCUAUCCUCUUGAGGAAGAGGUUUUUGACUUGUGGAAGUCAAGCACAAUAAUUAAUAUGGAUGAACAAAUUGAAUACACUCUGGAGACAUCAGAUGUACAUACCAAUGAUGGUUUUAGUGGUACUAAAGAGGAAUCCUCAACUACUCUAAAUAAAAAAGUCCUAGCAACUCAUUACAAAAAGAAGAGCUCUGAUACAUUAGAUAGCCAAUCUAAGAUGAUGGAGGACAGAGAAGCUAAUGAAAUGCCAGGAAAUACAAAUUAUCCUAAUGACAGGUGUCCAAAUCAGACAUUAGAGGACAAUUCGAUAGAUAUGGCUAGAGAAUCAUCACUUAAGUUAGCUAAAUUUGCUGAAUCUGGUUCCCCGUACAAUAAAUUGCUUGACAAAAAUGGACUAAAUAAUUUCAAAGCUGCUGCUGCUGAAUUUUCAAAUGAAAAAAAGACAUCAACUCCAAACAAACCCUUAGUGGAAAACUUGUUCAAGAAUAACAACAACAGUUUACCAUUAGAAUCUGCAUUAUGUUUAUCUCCAAUUAAGAUGGAGAGUUUUCUUCAAACAACUAGCACUCCUGGUUCUAUGCAUCAUGCCUAUCCAAAGUCUAGUUCUGAACAUGGGCUUGCUGCUUCAGAUCUAUAUGGCACAAAUAUGCUUAUGUCAGCUGUGCCCAAUUCUUCUCUUUCAGCAUUAAUGGCCAUGUCAAGAAACAGUGAGGCAUCUGGCAUUUUGAGCCAGGCUUCAGGAGAGAGGGUUAUUCCGAAAAAAGAACUUUGCCUACCCCCUGUAAAUAAUUGGCAAGGCGCCAAUUGGGGUCCCAUCAAAGAAGAAGAUGAAGCCUUUUCUUCUCAGCGCCAAAAAAAGAUGAGUCGUGCUGAGUACAUGUUUGUUAAAGACAAUCCUGAUGUCGAUUCUCAAGAAUUCUCUCGUAUUUUUCCAGGAGUCUCAGCGCGCACAUUUUACAGGUGGAAGAAGGAAAUAAAAGCACAAAUGCAAUUGGCCUAA
Molecule: messenger RNA, 10462 nt
Organism: Lymnaea stagnalis (great pond snail)
Lineage: Eukaryota; Metazoa; Mollusca; Gastropoda; Lymnaeidae
Source: the annotation of a GenBank genome assembly